This is a messenger RNA of Chelonoidis abingdonii (Abingdon island giant tortoise), 2924 nucleotides long. NCBI's taxonomy places the organism in Eukaryota, Metazoa, Chordata, Testudines, Testudinidae. The record is from RefSeq and is a predicted model, not a curated record.
GCGGCCUCCCAGGGGCGGUCCCCGCCGCCGGAAGCAGGAAGCGACGCCGGCUCUGGUAGAGACGCCGGGGCAGCGGAGCGAGCCAGAUCUCAAGUAAUGCCCAACAUGCCUCACCGGACCAUUCAUCUCUUCCGGAAGGGACUUCGGCUCCAUGACAACCCAACUCUGCUGGCUGCACUGGAGUCCUCAGAGGUUGUGUAUCCAGUCUACAUUCUGGAUAGAAAGUUCCUGAUGUCUGCAAUGAAUAUGGGAACUCUACGCUGGCACUUCCUGCUGCAGUCCCUCGAGGAUCUGCAGAGGAACCUAACUAAACUGGGCUCUUGCUUACUGGUAAUUCAAGGAGAGUAUGAGUUGGUUCUUCGAGACCAUAUUAAAAAGUGGAACAUUACCCAGGUGACUCUAGAUGCUGAGAUUGAACCAUUUUACAAAGAGAUGGAGAGGACCAUACAAGUUCUGGGGAGAGAGAUGGGAUUUGAUGUGCUUUCUUUCAGGGGCCACACGCUUUAUGACAUCAGACGGAUUUUGGACAUGAAUGGUGGGACUCCCCCCUUGACGUACAAAAGAUUUCUUCAUAUCCUCUCUGUGCUCGGGGACCCUGACAUGCCUGUACGAAACCUUACAACUGAGGAUUUCCAGAGAUGUAAGCCUGCCCCUGAGCUGCACCUGGCUGAAUGUUACAGGGUGCCCCUCCCCGAGGAUUUGGAAAUCCCCCGAGACAGCGAGUCCCCGUGGAGAGGGGGAGAAACUGAAGGGCUGCAGCGACUAGAGCAACACUUGAAAAAUCAGGGCUGGAUAGCAAAUUUUACUAAACCAAAAACAAUUCCAAAUUCUCUGCUUCCGAGUACUACAGGACUGAGUCCCUAUUUCAGCUUGGGUUGUUUGUCAGUUCGGAGUUUUUUUUAUAGACUAUCAAACAUUUAUGCUCAGUCAAAAAACCACUCUCUGCCACCUGUGUCACUUCAAGGACAGCUUCUGUGGAGAGAAUUCUUCUAUACAGUGGCAUCAGCAACACCAAACUUUACCAAAAUGGCGGGGAACCCCAUUUGCCUUCAGAUCAACUGGUACCAAGAUGCAGAGAGACUCCACAAGUGGAGAAUGGCUCAGACAGGGUUUCCAUGGAUUGAUGCUAUCAUGACUCAGCUUCAUCAGGAAGGUUGGAUUCACCACCUUGCUCGACAUGCUGUUGCCUGCUUCCUAACUCGAGGAGACCUCUGGAUCAGCUGGGAAGAGGGCAUGAAGGUGUUUGAAGAGAUGCUGUUAGAUGCAGAUUACAGCAUCAAUGCAGGAAACUGGAUGUGGCUGUCAGCCAGCGCUUUCUUCCAUCAGUACACACGCAUUUUCUGCCCGGUGCGCUUUGGCAAACGCACAGAUCCAGAAGGGCAAUAUAUCCGAAAAUACCUCCCAGUGCUAACGAAUUUUCCUUCCAAGUACAUCUACGAACCUUGGACAGCACCAGAAGAGGCACAGAAGCAGGCAGGAUGUAUUAUAGGUCAAGAUUAUCCACUCCCUAUGCUAAACCACAAGGAAGCCAGUGACCAUAAUCUGCAACUCAUGAAACAGGUCAGAGAAGAACAGUAUGGAACAGCACAGCUCACAAGAGAUGACAUGGAUGAUCCAAUGGAAAUGGGGCUAAAGCGUGAACGCUCUGAAGAAAAUUCAAAGAAAGGAAAACAUGCCAGGAACAGAGAACAGACAUAGAUUCUAAGGACUUAACCAAGAUCAGCAGAAUGGCAAAGAGAAGAUCCAGAUUCUUGUUGGGGGAAUCAUGUGAACAGUUAGUGAUUGUACUGGAUGAAUGGCUUGUACUAUAUUUAAGUGCAUUUGGGAACAUUUAGUGUGCACUGGCAGGUAAUACACAGACCAACUAAUGUGCAAUUCAGUGCACUUUAAAAAUCACGCCCUACCCUCCCCUGCACGUUUAUAUUACUGCUCUGUGUAGACCAACCCUAAAACUGCACUUGGUUGUGUGUGGCAACCCUACCUGUGGGCUCACAGUGCUCAAUUCAGCAACGUGUACUAAUGUCCGUGUGGAAAUGUUAAGGUCGCAUGCAGUCCCAUUGGUUUCCAUAUGACUACCCAUGUACUUAAAGUUAGACAUGUGCUCAAUACCUUGUGAAACUGGGGCUGCAACCCAAUUUUCGAUAGCAGCACCAUAUGCCAUCAGUAAGUUCCUGAAAAAAAUACGAGACUUUUUUGUUAAUUGAAUGCAAGCAAAAAGUCAGUUUAAAUUGAAAUGUUUGUGAAAUUUCAAAGAGAAGUAGAGUAGCCCAUUGUCUGGUUGGAGGUUUUAUUUGGGGAGGGGGUUGGUGGUUUUGUUUUAAAUAGAUUUUUGUUGUUGUUAUUGUUGAAGUUUCUGACUUAUGCAAAGUAGAGUCCACAGAACAAUCCACCAUCAUGCAUGGUGUCCUCCUGUGUCUCUGGGACAACUCCUUGAGGGACUGGUGGGAAGGGCAACUCCAGUGCAAUCUGGCAUCUCCAAGUUCCUUCAUCCCAAAGAGCCCAUGAACCUAGUACGGAAAUGGCACGAAUCAUGACAAUCAACAGGCCAUGGAGAGAGGUCAGACAUUUCUAGUGAUAAUGCUGGAUCAUUCAGUGGCCUUUGACAAUGCUCAUGACAAGGCGUUGCUAGUACAUCUGCAGGACCUGGCAGGAAUUAAUAAAAUCACAGAGCUUCACAGGCCUGAAGGGGAUCAGUCCUGUCACCUCUGCUGUACAAAGUCUACAUGAAGCUGCUGCGGGAAGAGAUGGCACGCGGAUGAUAUUCAGCUCUACAGUUCUUCGUCAGACAUAGUAGUUACUAGGGGACCUGGACGAAAGCCAGUUCUCUAAAACUUAUGUGGGAGAAGAUGGAGAUGCUGCUUAUGGAGCAAGGGAUAGCUCAGUGGUUUGAGUAUUGGCCUGCUAAAUCCAGGGCUAUGAGUUCA